Messenger RNA from Macadamia integrifolia, 516 nucleotides. RefSeq names its product receptor-like protein 35. The record is from RefSeq and is a predicted model, not a curated record. Lineage: Eukaryota; Viridiplantae; Streptophyta; Magnoliopsida; Proteales; Proteaceae. Gene Ontology annotation, molecular function: protein binding. The transcript has 3 exons. The coding region runs from base 1 to 516 and encodes 171 amino acids.
AUGGUUCAUUCUUCCUUCUCAGUUGGCAAAUUACUCAGAUCUCACCCAUCUGAUCUUCUUCAACAAUUCGUUUUCUGGCUCCGCCGAAUACCAAAGGAAUUAGGAAACCUGAGAAACCUGCAGGUAUUGGAUUUUGGGAAUAACUUCUUGAAGGGAGAUAUCCCUGAAAGAAUAACUACUUUAUCUGAACUUGGCUUCAGCACCAACAACUUCACUGGCACGACUCCAUCUUGCAUUGAUAAUUUGGUUAAUCUUCAGAAAUUGGAUUUUGGGUUUAACUUCUUGAAUGGAGAUAUCCCUGAAAUUAUUUGCAAUUGCACUUCCUUGUCUGCACUUGGCUUCGACAUCAACAACCUCACUGGUUCAAUCCCAUCUUGUAUUGGUGAUCUGGACCGGCUCAGUCUGAGAUGGAAACUCUCCAACGGUGACUUCAAGAAGUUAGGUGCAGUGGCGAAGGAGAUGGUUGCCCGUCUUGUUCCGAAAAUUCUGAUUAGCUUAAUGGAUGGUGGAUUGUAG